Messenger RNA from Rhododendron vialii, 775 nucleotides. Its product is annotated as protein PELPK1-like. Bases 87 to 485 code for a protein of 132 amino acids. The record is from RefSeq and is a predicted model, not a curated record. Lineage: Eukaryota; Viridiplantae; Streptophyta; Magnoliopsida; Ericales; Ericaceae. The transcript has a single exon.
CACCAAAAUCUCACUCCUUCACACCUCAAACCACGAACACAAUCUCCUCCUCCUACUCAGCUGAAAGCUACUCUCUCUCUACAACCAUGGCAGCAACUUCCCAUCACCUUUGCCUUCUUCUCUCUCUGGUCAUCGCGUUUUCGCUUUCCGGCGUCCAGGUGACUAUGGCGGCCCGCAACCUGUUACAAACACAGCCCGCGAUUCCGUCGCUGCCAACGCUACCUCCAACGGCUCUGCCAACCCUGCCCAAACCCGCCGCGCUCCCUCCGAUUCCAACCAUUCCCCAACCCGCCGCGCUUCCUCCAUUGCCGGCCACCACUCUGCCUACACUCCCCACGGCCCCGCGAACCUUGCCACAGCCGGCUGCGUUACCGCCUCUGCCAAGCAUGCCCACACUCCCAAAGGUGACACUUCCCCCACUUCCGGCCAUUCCCAGUAUUCCAACGGUGACCAACCCUUUCGCGCCACCCCCAUCAAAAAAGUAGUUUCGUUUCCCAGCGUGAUUCGACAUUCAUGAGGUGCAGGUGCCUAGCUAUCCAGUGUGUUUGGAGUCUUCAUUUGAUUACACUACGUACCACUCUUAGGAGGGCUUGAUUUGUUUUCUGUGUCAGGGAUCGUUGUUGAAGUUGUUAUGUUUUCUUUUGGUUUUGUAAUUUUGUGAUGUAAUUAGUCCUCUUUGGAUUGUUUGUGAUUGGAUCUUUGUUUCUUUGGCUUGUUUGUCAUUGUUGUCAGUUGCCUAUAUAUAAGUAUGAUUGAGUAGUGUUUCAUUUGGUUA